UCAGACAGCAACAGGAACUGUCUCUUUACAGGACAUUCCUCCAGACCUUAGGAAAGCAGCCUGAACCAGCCUUCAUAACCACAGACACAAUGGCAGAUGCAAGCUUUCAGCAGAAGUUCCUGGAAGCCCAUAAUGCCUACAGAGCGAAGCACAACACACCACCGUUGACUCUUAGCAGUGAGUUGACAGCUUCAGCUCAGAAAUGGGCCGAUCACCUGCUGUCAAUCAAAACCCUGCAGCACAGUGACACUAAGGACGGAGAGAACGUCUACGCUAAGUCCAGCUCAGCAACCAUUAACCCAACAGGGGCAGAAGCUGUAGAUUCAUGGUACAGUGAGAUCAAGGAUUACAACUUUGAGAAACCUGGAUUCCUCAGUGGGACUGGUCAUUUUACUCAGGUGGUUUGGAAAGACAGCACUGAACUGGGUGUGGGUAUGGCCACUAAUGGCAACAUGAUCUUUGUGGUUGGGCAGUACCGGCCAGCUGGCAACAUGAACAUGCCGGGAUACUUUGAGAAAAACGUCCUCCCCUAG
Molecule: messenger RNA, 533 nt
Organism: Micropterus salmoides (largemouth bass)
Lineage: Eukaryota; Metazoa; Chordata; Actinopteri; Centrarchiformes; Centrarchidae
Product: Golgi-associated plant pathogenesis-related protein 1-like
Exons: 5
Coding region: 90-533 (147 amino acids)
Cellular component (GO): extracellular region
Source: RefSeq, a predicted model, not a curated record